UAAUUUAGGGAAUGUUCAAGUUAGAUGGAGUUUAAAGGCCUAAUGGCCUGUGGGGGGGAAGCUGUUUCACAGACGAGUUGUCCUGGCUUGGAACCUACUGUAUCUUUUUUCCAGAGGGCAGCAGAGUGAACAAAUUGUGGUGUUGGUGAGAAGAGUUUCUGGUUAUACUUAUGUCUCUGCUUAAGCAGCGUUUGUGAUGAAUGUUGGUGAUUGAUGAGAGGAGAUAAUGAUUUUCUCUGCUGAUUUUACCACCCUCUGCAGCACUUUCCAGUCUAGUGUAUAAAAUGUCUUAAAAUACCCACCAUUAUCAUAUUCAAAUAGGUUUUUUGUCCAGUCAGUGGCUCUGGUACUCCUUAGGAGAUUGACCUGGCCUUGAAAUUCAGUCAAAAUGAAAAGUACUUUAUAAAAUGUAAAAACAUUCGUUGCUGGGUCAACCUUAAAUGCAAACAAUAACAGUCGACCUUAAAAAAUAAAUUGAGGGGGCACGGUCAAUGUUUGCGAGUGACGUUUCCGCUGCUGAUUGGCUACAUCUUUGGGUAUCAGCUCGUGGAACUGCGUAGUUGACGUCAGUUCCCCCGUUCGCAUAGGGCAAAAAUAAACAUGGCGACAGACUGGAGUGGAUGGGGGUUCACGCUAACUUUAUUUGUAUUUUCUUAUGUUUUUACUGGCAAUCAUGUGGAAGCGGUGGUUUCGGAGUCGAGAAGCGUGACGCGGAUACUCGGCAUGAGGCUUGAGAAGAGCGACAAGCCGGCUGAGACCACCGAAAGAGGAGUGAUUCAGGUGACCGAGGGCAGCGACAUCCUCUUCAGGUUCUACGGGCUCCACUUGUUCCCAAACAGCUCUGCGCUCAUUAGGUUCAAGGAACUGUACUCUAGUGAUAAAGAGGAUGAUGCUUUCGGUGCAAUCAUGGUGCCCUUCAAUAGGACUUGUCCCGAAUACACGAGGGAUAUAGAAGUGAAGGGAGCCAUGGAGGUAAGCAACCAGAAUACCGCCGGAGUGCUCAGCCUCAGGAUUAAGCAGCUCCGCAAGAGCGAGGCGGUGAAGGUGUUCGGCUUGUGCGUCCGCGACACCCAGGAUGAGGAGGAGGAGAAGUGGUACAUGCUGGACGACAAAGACGGCAGGUUGCGGGUGGUGGAGGAGAAGAAGUCUCUGCUGCCCAUUUGGCUACAAGUGAUCAUCAUCUCCUUGUUGCUGGUGCUGUCCGGCAUGUUCAGCGGGCUCAACCUGGGACUGAUGGCGCUGGACCCGAUGGAGCUCCGCAUCGUGGAGAGCUGUGGCACGGACAAGGAGAAGAAGUACGCGCGGAAGAUCGAGCCCAUCCGCAGGAAGGGGAACUACCUGCUGUGCUCGCUUCUCCUCGGCAACGUUCUCGUCAACACCACCCUCACCAUCCUCCUGGACGACCUCAUCGGGUCCGGGAUUGGCGCUAUAGUAGCUUCCACUAUCGGGAUUGUUAUUUUCGGCGAGAUCGUCCCCCAGGCGCUGUGCUCUCGACACGGUCUGGCAGUCGGUGCAAACACAAUCCUGCUAACCAAGUUUUUCAUGCUCUUAACUUUUCCUCUGUCGUGGCCCAUCAGUAAGCUCCUCGACUGCGUCCUCGGCCAGGAGAUCGGCACUGUGUACAACCGGGAGAAGCUGGUGGAGAUGCUGAAAGUCACCGAGCCAUACAAUGACCUGGUGAAAGAGGAGCUCAACAUGAUCCAAGGCGCGUUGGAGCUCAGGACCAAAACAGUAGAGGAUAUCAUGACUCCGCUCAACGACUGUUUCAUGAUCCAAAGCGACACCGUGUUGGAUUUUAACACCAUGUCCGAGAUCAUGGAGAGCGGAUACACGAGGAUACCUGUGUACGAGGACGAGAGGUCCAACAUCGUGGAUAUCCUGUUCGUCAAGGACUUGGCCUUCGUGGACCCGGACGACUGCACCACCCUGAAGACCAUCACCAAGUUCUACAACCACCCGGUCCACUUUGUCUUCCACGACACCAAGCUGGACGCAAUGCUUGAAGAGUUCAAGAAAGGAAAAUCCCACCUGGCCAUUGUGCAGAAGGUGAACAACGAGGGGGAGGGAGAUCCGUUCUACGAAGUGUUAGGGUUGGUCACCCUCGAAGAUGUGAUCGAGGAGAUCAUUAAAUCGGAGAUCCUGGAUGAAUCUGACCUUUACACUGAUAACCGCACCAGGAAGAGGGUGGCGCACAACAAGAACAAGAGAGACUUCUCAGCCUUCAAACAUGAGAGUGAAUCAAAAGUGAAGAUCUCUCCUCAGCUGCUGCUGGCAGCCCAUCGGUUCCUGGCUACAGAGGUGAGCUUGUUCAGUCCGUCUCAGAUCUCAGAGAAGGUGCUGCUGCGAAUCCUGCGCCAUCCUUACGUCAUCCAGGAAAUCAAGUUCAACGAAAAUGACAAGCGCUCGCCUCAUCACUACAUCUAUCAGAGAGGCAAGCCGGCCGACUUCUUCGUUCUCAUCUUGCAGGGCCGAGUGGAAGUGGAGGCCGGUAACGAGAACAUGAAGUUUGAAACCGGACCUUUCUCCUACUAUGGCGUCAUGGCGCUCAGUACUCCCACAUUGGUGGGUGCACCUCGUCCUCACCGUUUUUCCUUAAAGAGGUUUUCUCUGUUCUCUCGGUUGUCAGGUAAAACGGUUUCCUAUGACUCACUGAGGCCCCCUGGUGGAAGACGCGCAUUUACUGAGUUUCGUUCACCGUCCCACCUCAGCGGGUUGAACCGAACAACGUCUCUGAGUGGAGCAGAUCGGACAGAGUCCGCCAGCGGCAGCAGCAGCCAGCUCAACAACAGCAUCCCGCUGCAGCAGUACAUACCCGACUUCUGCGUCCGAGCUCUCAGCGACCUGCAGUUUGCAAAGAUUACUCGGGCCCAGUACCAGAAUGGGUUCAUGGCGUCUCGUCUGGACAGCACGCCUCAGUCACCAGAGAGUGGCCACAACACAGUUCACCUGGAUCACACUGCUCCCCCCACCACCCCCACCACUAUCACAGAAGUGGGCGCUGACUCCGCCCUGGCGGAGAACGGGCCCAACGAGACAACGUUUCUCCUCCUCAACGAGCAGAACUCGCCACACACAGCAAACCACCACAGCCAGCUGGAAAACAGCAUAUGACACACACCCCCCGCCGAGGAGAGGAAGGGUGUGUGUGUGUUUGUGAGCGGGAAAGCAGACGCAUGCCCCGGCACAGCUGAGGAGGCCCAGAGAGACGAGCCAUGUGCAUGCAUACUGUGUAAAUAUGCAAGAAUGAAACGCGCACGCCAGCAUACCAAAGUGUAUUGUGGGAGCUUGCCUCAUGAACCUCUCCAUAACAAACAGACUCACUACAGACCCAUCACUCAUCUAGUUCUUUGCAAGCACAGAUUAUAUGUACCUACAUGCUUGUGUGUGCACACAUGCUCCUUAUGUAUUAACUGAAGGACCUGUUUGUCUGGACCAGGAAGCUCCUCUUUCGCCUCACAACGUUAUCUUCGAUUAGCGAGUUUCUUCCUAUACGUGUGUGGAUGUUUUUAAAUGUGUGUGUAAUGCUUCCAAUUCACGGUCCCUAAUCAGAGACUCAGGGAGACUCCGCCCUCCUCCCCACCCCCGACAUACAUGCAAUUGUGGUCGAAACCCGCCGCCAUAUGUGUAGCAACCCGCCUCCCCCCUCCACGGCGUCCGUACAGCUAGAAGACAAAGACGACUCGUUCAUGUCAGCGGAGUUCAAACAAAGUGACAUAUGUUCUGUAAAACUAUCAGUGAGAUAUUUAUUGAUCAAUUUUUUGAGACAGACACACGAGACUCCUACUGAGUCUUUUUUUAUUCCUUCCUUUUUCUGCAUAGAUGCAGCCUUUAUCCUAGAGCUGUUAAGAGAUUCAGCACUGAGCGAGCACCAGUCUGUAUCAUAGUAAAGACAAUCUUAUGUUAGUUCAAACAUAUAGGGUACGUUAAAUAUGGCAGCCCUGCUCUCGGACAACCUCCUCUCUGUGAAACCUUCAGUUUUCUUCCUCGUGCCUAGAUGACAGAUCUGAGAAGACGCCAUGGCUGGUUUCAGAGAAAUCCGGCCACGUAGGAAUCAGUUCUCACAGAGGUGAAGAUGUUAGAGAGCACUGAGCGAGUCCUUUCCUGCUUUAUAAGAGAGAGUGUGUUUAUGCUUUUGUGUGUGUAUUUGACCAAAAUGGCGAGCACCAGACUUGAUGGGAACAGAAACCAAAACAGGGAAGCCCUCCGUCACCUCCUAACUAGAAAAUACUUUCAGAAAUUGAAGAAUUUAUUUAUUCAGUUUAAUGUUUAUGUGUGUAUAUAUUUUUGUUGAUCAAUUAGGGCAAGAAAUGUGUUUUUAAUUUGCGUCUGUGUGAUCUUAUGUUAAAUGUUUCUGUGCAGGCUGUGUUUGGGUUCCCUUUUUUCAGGGGGUCACUCCAUCUUAAUGAACAGCAACUUGAACAUUUAUCGUUCGUAUUUCGGAAGCCAAACACAGCUCAGACCUGACAUCGGUCAGAUUUUACCAGUUUUAUGGGAAGAUAAAGUCUGUUUCAUGAUUAGCACCAUGCAUGUUUUUCUAAGAACUGCACACACUCCAGUUUGAUUUUAGUGAACCUUCUGGGGACAUGUGAAAGGAGAACUCUGUCCCCUAACUAUUAUGUUUCUGUUUGAUUCGUAGCACGGCCACAAUAACCACUCACAGUGAUCUACAACAUGAAAACUUGUACAUUUUUAGAUUUUUAAAAUCAAAGAGCAAGUCUUGCUUUGCGGUCUUGUUAUUUUUGUGAAGAUGUUCAGUGUUAACGCAGCAAAACAUCCAGGGUCAAGAUUGAUUUCGUACUAAUACGACACUACUAUUGAUACUACAUACUGUUUACCACAGUGCAGCACAGCCUCACAAAGCGUUUCAUCUUUCAUACAUUGCUCACGUUUUUUUCUCAUCUUUGUUGCUCUGGUGUCAGUAUCUAUAAAUCACAGGUGAAUUAUCGAGCCCCUAUGUGCUCUAUAAAUGUUUUAAAAAUGGAUUCUGGGAAAUUUUGGAUAUCAGGAAUAAGCACUUCUCCUUUUUUCUUUUCAACAGCAAAUAUUCAAACAAGGCUGCGGCCCUCUGGUCCCGACAGAGGUUCAUUUCCAUUGUCAGUGUGACACCAGAAGUGACAAAAUGGUUUCUGUUUUUGAAUGAAUGUUCAAACAUUUAGUUUGAAUUCUGUGGAAUGUCACAAGUGUUGGUGAAAAUUCACUGUCACAUGACAAUAUUUUUUUUUUGUUUUCAAAACCAUACAUUUUAGCUUUUUCCUGUUAAAUUUACACAUAGCAUUUGAAGUAAGCAGUCAAAAAAAGUAGACAUAUUUAAUUGUCCUUUUAAGUCAUUAUUUAUUAUUAUUAUUUGAGAUGAAUUUGUGAUAAGAUAAAGACUAACUAGAUAAAUAGUUUGAUGGGCUGCUGCAUCAUGGGUCUGAGCUGUGCUCCUCUUUUGUCUUUUCAACAGUAAACCAAUAAUUCAAGUUGCUUUUAUUUGAGCUGAAUAUUUUUCUGUUUAACAAAGAGGUUUAUUUUGCAUCCAGCUGUUCAAGUCAUGGUCAGUAAAUUUAACUUAAAUGUUUCAGGCUCUUUCAGAGGGCAGGAGAGUUUAUGAGCUUGUGUCGCAGCGUGGUGUAGCACAGGAGCCUUACACUGACUAAAAAAAACACCCGAGUUUGAGUCUGGUGUCUUUUUCCAGUGACGUGUCUGUAUUCAUACGUUCUUAAGGUUAUUUGAAAUCGGCUUUGCUGGUUAGUAAAGUAUGAGCAUUGCAUCAUUUUGAGAUAAAUGGACAUGUAUUUUGUUAACAUUUGAAAACAACAGCGUCUGAGACUGCAUGCUAACAGCUAACCCCAUCUUUAACAGCUGCUAUGCUACCCUGGCAAUUUUUUUUUGUGUGUGAUCUCACAUGUUUUCCUUGGACCAAACUAAGGUUAAAUCCAGGAUUUCCUGUAGCUAUGAGAGACCUUGGCUAAAUUCUGGAUAUAAACGUUGGUUUUGCCUUGGAGGAAAUAUUGCAGAAUAUGUGUCAGACAUAAAAAAAAAUGCCUUUGAAGUAGACACUGUGUCUGUAGAAAACGCUAGUUAUUCUUUUGAAAAAGAAGAAAUCCUUUACAGAAAAAUCCCAGUAAUAGCGACACGUGACAAAGACGGCUUUAUUUUGAAAGGUAUGUACAGUGUACUCCACCCAUGAUGUUUAGCCCUUCUCCAUGCAGCUUCUGAGAAUUUCUUUGCAUCUGAGAAAUGUGUUUUUUUUUUGUUUGUUUGUUUUCUUUUGUUUUUCUUUUACCAAGAACACACCGUUGUUAAGUUAAAACAGCCUGGACUCUUCUGUGAUUGAAAAUAAAAGCACUUUAGUAAGGAAGGCAGUAUUUUUUUUCCAAAAGCCACAUUUGCCAAAGUUGUUGGCCCAGUAGCUGUUUCACAAUACUGUUACUGACCAAGAUUUUGUAACGACCGCUUCGCUGGCUUCUUAAAGUGACUUUUUUUUUCUUUUUUUUUUAAAUUUCACUGUACAAAAACAAAUGAGCUUUUGCUGUUCAGUCCUGAGUUAUUUUUGGCAAACACACACUCCCAUUUCAAGAAGUUUUUGCUCGGUUUAUUUCAUUUUAUGACUGGGACUGACGUUUUUGUCUGUGGUUGUGCAACCCCCGACUUCUUUAAAGUGUACAAAGGGUUUGAGUGGCAUGCAUCAAGUCUGGUUAUUUGUUUGUACCUCAGAAACACUGUCAUUAAUUGUGGUAAACAAGUCUUUUGUUAUUUUUUAUUUGCCAUUAAUUUAAUUUGGGAACAGAGCGAGUGGAGCAACUGGCGUUCGAGGAAGAAUAAAGUGAAUGUCCCUCCUUCUCUCUGGCAUGCUUUCACUUAAAAACCAGAGAAACAAACUACUGUUUUAUAAUUUGUCUUAAAGAGUUUUGAAGAUGAAGAAAGUUAUUAAUAAA
Molecule: messenger RNA, 6920 nt
Organism: Monopterus albus (swamp eel)
Lineage: Eukaryota; Metazoa; Chordata; Actinopteri; Synbranchiformes; Synbranchidae
Gene: cnnm4b
Product: metal transporter CNNM4
Exons: 9
Coding region: 601-3111 (836 amino acids)
Biological process (GO): magnesium ion transport; magnesium ion homeostasis
Cellular component (GO): plasma membrane
Molecular function (GO): sodium ion transmembrane transporter activity; magnesium ion transmembrane transporter activity
Source: RefSeq, a predicted model, not a curated record